Molecule: messenger RNA, 1526 nt
Organism: Anopheles gambiae (African malaria mosquito)
Lineage: Eukaryota; Metazoa; Arthropoda; Insecta; Diptera; Culicidae
Exons: 2
Coding region: 105-1382 (425 amino acids)
Source: RefSeq, a predicted model, not a curated record
CCAAACAGUGAAGGUGUAAGCAGCUACUCCGAACCGCACAAACAACGUCUGCAACAAACGGUACAGUUUCAGUUCGAAAGGCAAACCCAACUAAGCAUUACAAGAUGCCGGAACUGCUCGCUACAUCCUUGCCGGAGUACAUUGCUUUCGGACUUAAGGAGGUCGCCCAGGAACAAGGAUUUACGGAGGGCUUAUACCGCCUCGAAAGUGAAUCCGGUUCCAACAUGGGCGAUGGAUUCGUUGGUCAGCUGUUGAAAGUGUUUAUACGCGAGGCCGAUCGUGAGCUUGUAGUGCUGUGCAAACUGCUUCCGGAGAGUGAAAUGCGUAAACAGCAGGGCAUACCACUGUUUGACAGAGAAACGGAAGCGUACAUGCAAAUUCUUCCCCUGCUGACAAAGUUCCAAGAUGAAAAGGCCCUCGCGAAACAUUUGCCCCGGUUUGACAAUGUGCCUCGAUGUUACUACGCCAAGACUACGCUCGACAAGAUGGAAUCCGUGAUCAUUAUGGAGGAUUUGCGCUUGCAGGCGUACCGUAUGUGGGACAAGGCGAACCCUGUCGAUUUCGAGCAUGCCCGGCUACUCAUGGCCACCUUGGGUCGUCUUCAUGCACUUUCGUUUGCGAUGAAAGAUCAACAGCCGGAAGAGUUUGCCAAGUGCCGAGCGUUCGAAGAUCCAAUGGGUAAAAUGUUGGAGCUCGAUCCUACCAAAGGAUUUGAAGUGAUGAUGGCCGGCAUGUGCCGUAGAGCAAUCGAAACACUGGACCAGCACGAUAACUUCCGGCGGGAGAAACUGAAGCAGAUACAGGAUCGGUGCGUGCAAGAAAUUGUUGCCUGUACGGAUGGCAAAGCAGCCGAGCCGUACGCUAUUGUAGGUCACGGUGACUGUUGGUCCAACAACAUGAUGUUCCAGUAUGCAGAAGAUAAUAAAACACCUUCAAAUAUUAAACUGAUCGACUGGCAGCUGUCCCGGUACGGUUCACCCGUGCUCGAUCUGGUCUACUUCAUCUUCAACUGUACCGACGAGGAGAUGCGUUCCCAUAGCUACCAACGGCUACUGAGCAUCUAUUACCACAGCCUUAGCGAGCAUCUGCACAACCUGGGAGGAGACGUUGAGCGGCAGUAUCCACGCAUCGCUUUCCGAGAGCAGUUGAAAAAGUUUGGCCGGUACGGACUUGUGAUGUCCAUGAUGGUGCUACCGAUCAUUUGCACUCCGAACGAUGAGCUGCCCGAUACGGACACGGCAAUGGAGGGUUUCAUGAAUGACAUGACUAAUGGAAACACCAACGCUGAGCUGGCGUACGGCACGACGGAAAAGGCCGCGAUUCGCUAUCGAAAACGAAUGUCCGGAUGCAUUCGCGAUACCAUACGCUAUGGAUAUAUUUAAGUUGGUGCAACGGAGAUAUUCGAUAAGUAAUGAUAUUGUGCUAGCCCUAGAUGGUUUACUCGUGAUAUGAUUUAAUUUACUCAGCUAUAGUUUCACGCGAAUUUCAAUGAGUAAAAGAGUGUUCAUAGAGUACAUUAACGAAAA